AUGACGCUUACACCAUCCUCUCCUGAGACUGUGGUAAAGAAGGCCGACUGGGCCAGCCGGCUGGCGUCGCCUACCGGAAUUGCCACGUCUUUGGGUCUUUUGCUGUGCGUGACUACGACGCAAUACUUCUUCGACCCACCGCAGCUCAACACCGAAGCGGCACAGGCGCGGUUCAUUGCGAUCCAGGGCGAUCAGCAGGAGGAGAAGAAAUUUCUGAAUUACUGGGGCACGCCCGACGCGGAAUUCGACUGGUGCGAGGCGAAUUACGUCUCCACGCUUUCAGUACCGAGACUGUGGUCCUCCUCCGACGAAACCACCUCUGAUAGCGCAUGGAUCGAGGUUCCGGUGGCUGAAUCGUGGAACACGGUCACGUCGGUUCUGUACCUCUUCCCAGUGGUUGUGCCGUUUUGGAAUUAUUUCCGCCUUCUGCAGAUGAAGUCCGCAAGCGGGGACGCGAAUUCAUCCAGCAGCUAUUCUUACUCGCCGGCAGCGGUGCGCGCAUUGGUGUUUCUGUUUUGCAUCAUGAUUGGCACCACGCUGUUCCACAUGACCUUGCGGUACUGGGCGCAAUUGGUCGACGAGCUGCCGAUUUACUACAUCAUGCUCAACGGCAAUUUCGCAGUGUGGAACUGCAGACGAAAACUUUCACGAAGCGGGAACAAGGCAAAACUGCCUUCAAAAAAUCCAGAUCGUGUGAGUUGGGCCCUGGCACGGUUCACGGUUUGCUGGGGCUUGGGCCUGAGCAUGGGCAUACUGACCACCUUGAGCCCGGAGCGGAAACAACUGCAUCAGGUGCUGCGGGGCCUCAUGUCGACCAGCUUCAGCAUUCUGUUCGUUCACGAGUUCUACGCCUUCGCCCGUGUUUUCCAGGCGCUUGACCAAGCGACGGGGGAAAAAAUGGCAGCGAGGAAAUUUCGAAAAUCCUUUGUGGACGCAAGGAGCAUGUUUCACCUGGCGUUUUUGGAACUCCUUCUCGCGAUUCUCUGCUGGGUCGUGGACAACGGCUUCUGCUCGGCGCUGCGCACGCGGCUGCCUUUUUACCCGCAGACGCACGCGUGGUGGCACUUCUGGACGGUGGUAGGCUUGUAUCACAUGUUUCUCGUCACGGAAAUCGUCGAGCAGCUGGCGGUCGCGGUGCCGGAGGUGGAGGCGCGAGUGGGAGGAGAGCGAGAUGAAGUGUGCACGCAAGCAGAUUCGUCUGAGGGGGAAAAGAAGGGCGCUGGUCGCACCGGACCUUUUCCGGAAUUGCCGCACGUGGGGACCGUGUGUGGCGGCUGGGUACAUAUUCUGGUUUUCGACGAGCCGUGUGAAGAUUCCGAGAAUUCACCAGCGGAAAAAAAGCAAAAUUGAACUACAAAAAUUGCUAGUUCAGUUAGUCAUUGUUCUGGCCUUGAUGGAGGUAGCUACUUAUCGCAAAAACUACUACGAGCG
Messenger RNA from Amoebophrya sp. A120, 1431 nucleotides. The record is from the annotation of a GenBank genome assembly. Lineage: Eukaryota; Dinophyceae; Syndiniales; Amoebophryaceae.